AUGUCAUCCGGCACUCACCUUCUCUCGUCCGCCGCGCGCUCCCCUGCGCUCUCCACGCUCUGCGGCAGAAUGCGCUGCAUCUGCUGCGCGCCAAGCGCGUUUUCCGCCGCCCCGCGCCUCUCCCCGUCCCUCUCCGCCACCCCCUCCCCCUCCGCGCGGAAAAUCACGCGCUCCUCCGCGCACAGCCUGCGCUCCGCGUUUCUCCCCCCAACCCUGGGAUUCCCCCGCAGCAGCAGCCGGCUAUGUGCCCUCGGCGCAACAUCCCCCGCUACAGUCCCCUUCUCCGCACUCCCCGCGGGCGCUACCGGGGGGCGCGCACGGAGGCUGGCGGUGGAGGCGCGGGGGAAGAAGAAGGGCGCGGAGGAGGGGGGCGCGGAGCAGGAGGGGGGCAAGUACAAGGGCACGGUGUGUCUCCCCCAGACGAGCUUUGGCAUGCGCGCCAACGCGAGUGUGAGGGAACCGGAGAUUCAGAAGCUGUGGGGGGAGCUGGACGUUGCGGGGAAGCUGCUGGAAACAAACCCGGGGGAGCCAUUCACGCUGCACGAUGGGCCGCCAUACGCCAAUGGCGAUCUGCACAUCGGCCACGCGCUCAACAAGAUUCUCAAGGACUUCAUCAACCGCUACCAGAUGCUGCGCGGGCGCAAGGUGAAAUUCGUGCCGGGGUGGGACUGCCACGGGCUGCCCAUCGAGCUCAAAGUGCUACAGUCAAUGGACAACAAGGCCAGGCAGGGCCUAACCCCCAUCAAGCUGCGCAAGAAAGCAGCCCAGUUCGCCUUAAAAACGGUCGACAAGCAGCGGGAAGCCUUCCGGCGCUACGGCGUGUGGGCGGACUGGGAGCAUCCCUACCUCACCCUGCGACCCGCCUACGAAGCGGCUCAGCUAGGCGUGUUCGCCCGCAUGGUGUUGAAUGGUCACAUUUACCGCGGCAGGAAGCCCGUUCACUGGAGCCCGUCUUCUCGCACCGCCCUCGCCGAGGCUGAGCUUGAGUACCCAGACGUGCACGUGUCUCGAAGCAUCUACACCACCUUCCCGCUGCGCUCACUCUCCUCCUCCCUACCACCCUCCCUCGCCCCUCUCCUCCCAUCGCUCGCCCUGGCCAUCUGGACCACCACGCCCUGGACCAUCCCUGGCAACGCCGCUGUUGCUGUCAACGAGAGAAUCUCCUACUCCGUUGUUGAAAUCGGCCCCCCUGCUGCUGCCGCUGAUGCUGCCGAUUCUGCUGCUUCUGCUGCUGCUGCUGCUGCCGGUGCUGGUUCCGCUGCUGCUGGUGAUGCUGCUGCCGCUGCCGCUGCUGCUGCUUCUGCUCCGACCUUUGGCAAGGGAAAACGGAACACUGGCUCUCUCCUCUCCUCCCUCUCCUCUUCUGUUGGUGAUGCUGCUGCCGCUGCCGCCCCUCCCACCACGCGCCACGUCAUCGUGGCCACCGACCUCAUCCAAUCCCUGCAGGCCACGUGGCGCUGCUCCCUCACCCCAGUCGCCACCUUCCCCGGGUCCCACCUCGAGGGAUCCACCUAUCAGCACCCGCUGGACGGCAGGAUUUGUCCCGUAGUGAUUGGCGGCGAAUACAUCACCACGGAAUCCGGCACGGGAUUGGUGCACACGGCGCCAGGGCAUGGGCAGGAGGACUAUGCAACGGGGCUUAAGUACGGUCUAGAGUUAAUCUCCCCCGUGGAUGAUGAGGGGAGGUUUACUGCAGAAGCUAAAGGCGGGGAAUUUGAGGGGUUGAGCGUGCUGGGGGAAGGCAACGCGGCUGUGAUGACUGCACUCAACGGAAAUGGAGCGUUGCUGCUGGAAGAGGCGUAUGAGCACAAGUACCCGUAUGACUGGCGCAGCAAGCAGCCCACCAUCUUCCGAGCCACAGACCAGUGGUUUGCCUCGGUGAACGGCUUCAAGGAGGAGGCUCUAGAGGCCAUCCGAGGAGUGCAGUGGUUCCCUCCCCAGGGCGAGAAGCGCAUAACAGCCAUGGUGGAGGGGCGGUCCGACUGGUGCAUCUCACGGCAGCGGUCCUGGGGUGUGCCCAUCCCCGCCUUCUACCACAUUGAGACGGGCGAGCCACUUCUCACCCAGGAGACCAUCGCUCAUGUUCAAGCCAUUGUAGCAGAGAAGGGCAGUGACGCGUGGUGGGAGUUGGACGUAGCGGACCUGCUGCCCCCAUCGCUGCGGGACCAGGCAGCGCAGUACCGCAAGGGCUCUGACACCAUGGACGUCUGGUUCGACUCCGGCUCCUCCUGGGCCUCCGUCCUCGCCCCCUCCUCUGCCUCUGCUUCCUCUUCCUCUUCCGCUUCCUCUUCCGCUUCUGCCUCGCCUUCUGCCUCCCCUGGUUCUGAUACCAACGGAGCCGCUUCACACAACAGCUCUGGCUCCAGUGCAGCAAGCACUACCAGCAGCAGGGCAGAGCUCAACUUCCCAGCGGAUCUGUACCUGGAGGGCAGCGACCAGCACAGGGGGUGGUUCCAGAGCUCGCUGCUGACAGGCGUGGCGGCUGCCGGCACGGCGCCGUAUAAGGCCGUGCUGACACACGGGUUUGUGCUGGACGAGCGCGGCAUGAAGAUGAGCAAAUCGGUCGGCAAUGUGGUGGACCCUCUCACUGUGAUCAACGGGGGGAAGAACCAAAAGACCGAGCCGGCAUAUGGUGCAGACGUGCUAAGGCUGUGGGUGGCAUCGGUGGACUACAGUGGCGACGUGGUGAUCGGGCCAUCUAUCGUGAAGCAGAUGAGCGAUGUGUACCGCAAGCUACGAGGCACCCUGAGGUUCCUGCUUGGCAACCUGCAUGAUUAUGAGCCCUCCGAGGCAGUCCCCUAUGCCAACCUGCCCGCCCUGGACCGCUAUGCACUGCGUCGCCUGGCAGACGUCAUGCAGGACGUGCAGCAGAGCUACGAUGAUUUCCAGUUCUACCGCUUCUACCAGCUCAUACAGCGCUUCGCAGUGGUGGACCUCUCCAACUUCUAUUUCGAUGUCUGCAAGGACAGGCUCUAUGUGGGAGGCCAAGACCACCUCACAAGGAGGGCGUGUCAGACAGUCCUAGCACACCAUCUCACGGCCUUCCUGGCAGCCAUCGGCCCUGUGCUGCCCCACAUGGCUGAGGACGCCUGGCAGAACCUUCCCAGCAACUUCCCCCGGCCCGUUCCCUCCAUCUUCCAAAUGCCAUGGCCCAAGCCGGAAGCUGAUUGGCUGUCGUUCGGGGAUGCUGAGCUGGCGACGUGGGCCACGCUCAUUGAGCUGCGUUCGGAGGUGAACAAGGUGAUGGAGCGAGCACCCCUCUCCGACUCCCCCGCUUCCAGCACCGCAGCAGCCACUGGCAACACAGCAGCAGCAGAGGAGGAGAGGGAAGGCAGCGGGCAGAAGGGGCUGAAGGAGCUGCAAGCAGUGGACAGCCUUCGGACGGUCUUCCUCUCCUCCCAGGUCCACGUGCUUCCCUCGGAGUCAGAUCUCGCUGCGCUCGGCCUGGAAUUCUCAUCUGACGUGGAGGUGCAGUGGAACGGGGAGGCUGCACGUGUGCUGGUGGCGGUGGGAGGGCUGCGGGCGGCAAGUGCGAGCGCUGCUGGAAUUUCUCGCAGGCGGUUGGGUCGUUUGUAG
Messenger RNA from Closterium sp. Yama58-4, 3576 nucleotides. NCBI's taxonomy places the organism in Eukaryota, Viridiplantae, Streptophyta, Zygnematophyceae, Desmidiales, Closteriaceae. The record is from the annotation of a GenBank genome assembly.